AAUGCAUGCUGGUACAACUUGGAAACUGAACUCCCUCUGAAUUACUGUAGCUGGUGACAGUGAGCCACUUGAAAAGUGUGACUUUAUCUGUUUGAAAUUAAAAUGGAAAGGUCGUUAUAAUUAGAGGAAAUAUGUGGAACCAACUCUCACAUUUGCAUAAGAACAAGACAUUGAAGUACGGCAUCCCUAUGCUCUUGCUGGUCGUGGGAGGUUCGUUUGGAUUAAGGGAGUUCACACAGAUUCGAUACGAUGCCCAGAAAAUCCGUAAAAAGCUGGACCCAUUACUGGAGGCCAAAAUAAAUCCGGAGAAACAGUCAGUAAUCCUUGAGGAGGAAUAUGAGAAACUUCGUGAGAAGAACCUGGACACUUGGAAGAAUAUUCGUGGACCCCGGCCUUGGGAAGAUUCCAAAGAAUACCAAGAAGAACAGAGAGCACGCCUUAAUAAAGGGGCCUAAUUGCACACUCACACGCACAUGUCUGUUUCAGCCUUGAAAUACAAAAAAAGGCUCUUCUGCAUGUGUGCAUUCUUGCAAUACUUAUGGAUUGUCAUAAACAUUGGGAUGAUAAUAAGCUGACAAGUACAUUUGUGUUUUCUUUGGCUUGGUUAAGAUCCUAACCACACAAAAGACUGAAACUGUUUGGACCAUGGAGAAUCUAUCUGAGUUAUAUGGGGAUCUUCAAUUCAAGAUCUCUUUGAUUCAUUGUGCCCUCUGUUUCAGAGAAUGGCUCUUUCUUCUUUGAGAGUUUGUGUUUGACAAAAUUAGUUAUUUGUGAGCACAUACAUCAUCAGUGCCUGUGAUCAGUUAACAUAACGCCACGCACCUAGUGAUUGGAGCAAAAUUGGUAUCGGUCAUGACAGAUAACCUUGUCAGUAAGUGUGCUGUUUUAAUAAACAAACCAAAAAAGACA
Alosa alosa (allis shad) is the source of this 909-nucleotide messenger RNA. RefSeq names its product cytochrome c oxidase assembly protein COX16 homolog, mitochondrial. Bases 132 to 455 code for a protein of 107 amino acids. Gene Ontology annotation, cellular component: mitochondrial inner membrane. The transcript is spliced from 4 exons. The record is from RefSeq and is a predicted model, not a curated record. NCBI's taxonomy places the organism in Eukaryota, Metazoa, Chordata, Actinopteri, Clupeiformes, Clupeidae. Gene Ontology annotation, biological process: mitochondrial respiratory chain complex IV assembly.